This is a messenger RNA of Trichomycterus rosablanca, 4016 nucleotides long. RefSeq names its product Kruppel like factor 12a (gene klf12a). Gene Ontology annotation, biological process: regulation of transcription by RNA polymerase II. The coding region runs from base 175 to 1260 and encodes 361 amino acids. The record is from RefSeq and is a predicted model, not a curated record. Gene Ontology annotation, molecular function: DNA-binding transcription factor activity, RNA polymerase II-specific; RNA polymerase II cis-regulatory region sequence-specific DNA binding. The transcript has 6 exons. Lineage: Eukaryota; Metazoa; Chordata; Actinopteri; Siluriformes; Trichomycteridae.
AGGAGGGAAACAUCUGAGAGAGCGAGAGAGAGAGAAAGAGAGAGAGAGAGAGACAGGGUAAGUGAGAAAGAGGUAUAGACAAGAGUCUGACCGCACAGGAAAACAAGACAGAGAAUCAAAAGGACGCAAAAAGGAUAACAUUUCUUGCGCUCAUUUCCGAGACUUCAAACAAGGAUGUUGAUGCUGGACGGGAUGCCUGUCCUGCGGGUCAGAGCAGAGCCUGUGCAAGCACAGCGUCGGUCUCCUGACAUCCGCAGUUACGCAGACAUGGGCGUCUUGGUAAUGGACAGAAGGUUCCGGACUCAUUUGCCCGACAGGUUUCCAUCUGACCUAUUCCAGACACAGACAGAGCCGGUCGACCUCUCAACCAACAGAUCCCGGUCAUCACCAUCAUUAUCAUCGUCCUCUUCAUCACCCUCAUCAGUAGUGCGUUUCUCCCCAGGCUCCCCACCACUCACCACCACCAAGUCUCCUUCAUCAUCGUCAUUAUCUUCCACGUCAUCCUCCUUGCUUUCCUGCUCCCCCCCAUCAGUAAUAACUCCAGUACCACGAUUGAAGGUGUCUCCAUCAAGGGUGACAUCUCCACCCUCUAUCAUUCGGAGGGGGCAGCCAUUCCUGCACAUGCCCCAUGUUAUGGCCCCAUGCCCAAGCCCCAUCCAUAUCCAGCCACGCAGAGUCCCUGUGGUGGUACAGCCCAUGCCACUGGUCUACACUGGGGUGGGAUCACUCGGACCGCGAGGACUAUUGGCACCCAUGCUGGAAGAAAGUAUACACAGAAAAGUCACUUACAGAGUCCCAGAUAGACUUUCACCUCAGCGAUCCUUAAGUGACAGUGAGGAUGAUGACCUGCCCAGCGUGACGCUGGACAGUGUGAAUGAGACCGGCUCCACCGCCCUGACCAUCGCCCGUGCUGUUCAAGACUCCAUGUUGCCAUUUAGUAUCGAGAGCUUGAGGAGGCCGAGACGACCCGAGUCUCCGGACACUAAAAGAAGACGUAUCCACCGAUGUGAAUUUGAGGGUUGCAGUAAGGUUUAUACCAAGAGCUCACACCUCAAGGCUCACAGGAGGACACACACUGGUGAGAAACCGUACAAGUGUACGUGGGACGGCUGCACAUGGAAGUUUGCCCGCUCCGACGAGCUCACGCGUCAUUACCGCAAGCACACGGGGGUCAAGCCGUUCAAGUGUGGUGACUGUGAGCGCAGCUUUUCCCGCUCUGACCACCUGGCACUCCACCGCAGGCGCCACGCUCUGGUGUGAGGGCCCCGGCUGGGACAUACAGAUAGAUGGACCAAUUUUGGGGAUGGGGCCAGAAUCUGUCUGCCAUUGAUGUGCCAGGAAAAGGCUGGACCUUUUCCUUAUAGCGCUCAAGGAAUUAGGAGAGAAAGGGAGAUUAAAUUCAUGAAGAAUCUUAGAGUAGGAGUGCUGAUCUGGAAUCAGUUUUACAUUUAAUAUCCUAAUGAAUACAUGUAUGUGGGAGCUGAUCCUACAUGCGCUCAUACUCUUAGAUCAUACAUGCAUAUAGAUAAGAGGGGUGGGUGUUUAUCCAAAUCUGCAAUUGUAUUAAAUACCAGCACAUAUGGCAGGGUAUUGCAAUCAUAAUCAGCAUUUACAUAUCAUUUUAUACAAGUAUUAAAGCCCAAUAUGAAAGUAAUAUUUCAAGGUUUUGCCAAUAUGAAGUACCCCUGAACAAAUUAUUCCAACAAAUAAAAAUAAUUAUGUUGAAUAUUUAAUAAAUCAUCUAUUUAUUAAUCACUUUAGUCUACAUAGGGGUGCUACACCCAGAAAUGUUAGGCACAAACAGGAAUAUAAACAUUCUACAUAUUUACUUUCAUUUAAACUACCAGUAUCUUAAGUCUUUCUACCACCCAGUUUUAGUAUCUGUGCCAUGAUCUGUUGUAUUAACAAUUUCAGUAUUUUUUUUACAGUAACCAAACCUUUUAAAAUAAACCUUUAUCGUGUAAACUAUGGCUCACAUUCAUCAGGGAUAAACACAAGUGGGAUUUUGGUAUCCGGUUUAGCAAGAAUUUCAAAAUAAUCUAAAUAUACUAUAACACGUGGAAAAUGUUUGAAAAAAGAAGCUGGAAUUAAAUGUAAAAUAAAUGAAUAAUUAAAAUGUUGUUAAACGUUUCACUUUACCUCAUUAUGAAAAAACUCUUACAAAAUAGUCAUGUAUUAUAUAUUUGUUGAAUUUAAUUUGAAUGCAUUUUCUGUACAUAAUUUCAAUAAAACAGCAAAUUACAAAGUAAAAUAUAUUUUUACAAAAACAUUAGAUUUACUGCGAUGGAUUGAUGGUAAAAGAAAAAAUAAAAGUCACAGAACAAUUAGGUCAUACACUAUAUGGCCAAAACUAUUUGGACACUUGAACAUGAGCUUGUUGGACAACCCAUUUCAAAAUCAAGUGGUAUUAAAAUAGAGCUGUAAAGAUCACACAGAGGUUACUCUAACCUUUAAGCAACUGUGGCUGAAACAUUAGAAUGAGAUCAGAGUACUUUUGUCCACUUAGUGUAUUUGGCCUGCAGGUAAGACUAUAACAAUUAGGUUAAAAAAAACUGAUACAGCAUGGGCAACACCAUUGCAGUCUUUUCAUAAGGUGGAAUUAGAGUUUAACUGGUCGGUUGUACCCCACAUUAAGGCUUAAAUAGUUAAUUAUGAGGCAAACGUUUUAUGAAACUUUGACUCCAGCUACUGUCUAAAAAUGAUGAUGCUUCACAAAUGAAAAUGAACUGAAAUAAAAAGGACCUUGUUAUAUUCAAGAAUUGAUUCUGAUUAGCAAAGUGCAAUUAUCUUUAUAUGUGACCAAAAGAACAUACAAAUGAUGAUGGUAGCUUGUUGUUGCUGGUUUAAAAAAAAAAUUGAAAUGAAUUCAUGCUUCAUGUCCAUAAUCUUAGUAAAGCAAGUUAUGCUGGCCAGCCAUUUUGGUUCAUCUGACUACUUUGGUCAAGCUGGUUAAGCAAGUAAUGCUAGUAAUUCUAGUCAUGCUGGUCAGCCACCUAGAAUAAGAUACCUGUAGUAAUGCUGGUAUACAUUGGUCAAGACAGUUUUGUUGGUAACCAGCCAUACUAUUAAAAUAAUAACCAGCAGGGAACCAUCCAAACUAUUAAAGUAAUAACUAGCAAAAAACAGCUCGGUUUAACACCCAUCAAACAGUUUAACCAGGCUAUGUUGGCGAUGCUGAUUUUUUGAAUCAGUGUUGUAAAUAAAAAUGCUUCUUUUGGAGGGAUGUGCGUUUUGCACUGUGUCAACAAUUCAAUCCUCCAAAAUUCAUGAAAUUAAAAUACUAGACCCAAUAAACAUUUAAAACCACAUUUAAAAGUUCAGGGGUACUUUUAAAUUUAAAUUAUUUGCUGUAUUUUAACAGCCUGCACAGUGUCAGCCAUGUACUGUUAAAAAAGAGCUUAAAUACAAAACCAAACAUUUAAGGGCUUGUUUUCCUAAUAAACGAUUAUUUAAAUUGAACGUUCAAAUGUAAACAGGUAGGCUUGAUAUUAACAGGGUAACUUUCACAUUUUACCAACAAUUUUUUACCUUUGAAAUGGUUUCAUUUGCACAUCUGUAUUACGGCUACACGAUACCACUUUACAAUGGAUCUUGAAAUGGAAAGUUCACACAGAUUAUAUAUUAUGGCAUAAUAAAACAUAAUAAGUCAAAGAUCAAGAAUGUGAGAGAUCCAAACUCAAUUGCAUUAUUUGUGCACAUAGUGUAGCAGAUGUCUGUACAUUAAAAUAUAUAUUGUAUCGUGUAUUAUUUUUGUGCAUUUUAAUGUCAUGUAUUUGUUCAAUACUUUGCACCCUUUUUGAAAGUAUGUGAGGUCACCAUUUUUAGUAUUGUAUAGAGAUAAUCAAGCUUAAAACCGACAUUCCUUUAUCCUUUAACCAGUUUUUCAAGUAUGUAUUUGUAAAUGAUGUUAUUGUACACAUUUCUUUUUUAUAUGGAUUGACUGUGAAUUUAUACAUAAAUAUAUGUUUAAUGGAUUAAAUGAAGGCAUGAAUAAAAAGUCAUUUAUCAAUUUACAA